AUGGCUCCUGGCCCAGGCCUCCCUGCCUCUCUGGCUCUGUGCAGACCCCGAGCCCCGGUGGCGCCCGACGACAGGGCUCCACACUGCGCCGUGCCGGGCACCGUGCUCCUGCUGCUCGCCUACCUGGCUUACCUGGCGCUGGGCACCGGCGUGUUCUGGGUGCUGGAGAGCCCCGCGGCGCGUGACUCCAGCGCGAGGUUCCAGCGCGAGAAAUGGGCGCUGCUGCAGAACUUCACGUGUCUGGAUGGCCCGGCGCUGGACUCGUUGAUCCGGGGCAUCGUCCAAGCGUACCAAAGUGGGGACAUCGUCCUUGGCAACACCACCAGCAUGGGGCGCUGGGAGCUCGUGGGCUCCUUCUUCUUUUCUGUGUCCACGGUCACCACGAUUGGCUACGGCAACCUGAGCCCCCAUACGAUGGCCGCCCGCCUCUUCUGCAUCUUCUUUGCUCUUGUGGGGAUCCCGCUCAACCUCGUGGUGCUCAACCGACUGGGGCAUCUCAUGCAGCAGGGAGUGCAUCACUGUGCCCGCAGCCUGGGGGGCGCCUGGCAGGACCCGGCCAAGGCUCGGUGGCUGGCAGGCUCCGGUGCCCUCCUCUCGGGCCUCCUGCUCUUCCUGCUGCUGCCCCCACUGCUCUUCUGCCACAUGGAGGGCUGGAGCUAUGUAGAGAGCUUCUACUUCGCCUUCAUCACCCUCAGCACCGUGGGCUUCGGCGACUACGUGAUCGGGAUGGACCCCUCCCGGAGGUACCCGCUGUGGUACAAGAAUACAGUGUCCCUAUGGAUCCUCUUUGGGAUGGCGUGGCUGGCCUUGAUCAUCAAACUCAUCCUCUCCCUGCUGGAGACCCCGGGGAGAUCAUAUUCCUGCUACCACCACAGCUCCAAAGAGAACUUCAAGCCCCAAAGCUGGAGGCAGAGCCCCGAUGGGGAGGCAGAACCCCGUUUGCCACAGUCAGGCUGCUGUCCAGAGGGGCCUGUGAGAAUCAUGCAACAUCCAGAACCCUCUACUCAGGUCUCAUGUUGUGGAAAGGGCAACUAGUUAUACUCCCGUAUGCGUUCCAUCUUCCUCAGUAACAAGAGCCCUGGCUUUAAGCUUGGCACAUAACCACCCAGACUAAAGACUACUUCUUUUUAUCUUCCCUUGAGGCUAUUUGCAGCUAUAUGGUUAAAUUCAGCCCAAUUGAAUACACGGAGAAGAAUCCUGUGGGACUUAUGACUGACUUUUUGUGGCAGGUAGUGUGCUUCCUUUUUCUAGCUGGCUGCAAUACUGAUAUAGUGGCUGGAGCUCUGGCAACCAUGUUGCACCAUGAGGUAGAAGCCAUGUUUGAGAUCGAUGACACAGUAAGACAGGAAGAGCCUGGGUUCCUGAUGGUUGAAGAGCUUCCAUAACAAUCUGGACCGAAUACCUUCAGACUUCAUUUG
Molecule: messenger RNA, 1418 nt
Organism: Lynx canadensis (Canada lynx)
Lineage: Eukaryota; Metazoa; Chordata; Mammalia; Carnivora; Felidae
Gene: KCNK17
Product: potassium two pore domain channel subfamily K member 17
Exons: 5
Coding region: 1-1035 (344 amino acids)
Biological process (GO): stabilization of membrane potential; potassium ion transmembrane transport
Cellular component (GO): membrane
Molecular function (GO): potassium ion leak channel activity
Source: RefSeq, a predicted model, not a curated record